Oncorhynchus mykiss (rainbow trout) is the source of this 1627-nucleotide messenger RNA. Its product is annotated as exosomal polycystin-1-interacting protein. NCBI's taxonomy places the organism in Eukaryota, Metazoa, Chordata, Actinopteri, Salmoniformes, Salmonidae. The record is from RefSeq and is a predicted model, not a curated record.
CGUAGAUUCCAAGGGAAGGAGAGGAAGACUGACAGAGAGAGAGAAGGGGACAGAUAGAGGGAGGUCUUUGUGUUUCUCUCCACUGUUUGAAGCCUAUAGCCCGCUUUGCCACACUCAGGCCCAGUGACUGACCCGGACCCACUUGGUCUUCUGUUUGCUUUAGAACCCAACGGACAGCACACACACACACCCCUGUGUACUUAGAAAGUAUACUGAGGGAGACACACAUACACUUAGUUUUGAUCGUCCAGAUUCACAUUUCCAUACUUCUUCUACUUUUAACACACAUACACACUAAUUAAUAGUUCAGUGGGAGCCUGCAGAAAGGGAGCCGUUGUCCCGCUGGUGAAAUAAUGAAACAGGCUGGCCAGUGGCUUUGGUAGGGGUUGCUAUGGGUACACUGGGAACGGGGAGAGGGGUGGGUGAGAGGACUGGACUCAGUGAGAGAGACUCGAACAUUCCAACCCUGAUCGUUGCACAUUUGAAGCAGAAUUCCCAUGGGAUAGAAGAAGUGGACUCAGUGAAAGGGAGAUCACACAGACAACUUAAAGACAAAGAGAAGGAGAGAGAAAGGUUGAAAAGAAAGAGAAAGAAUAAGGGAGCAGGGAAAGAGAGAAAGAAUGGAAAGCUGAAGACUUCUCAUUAACAAAUAGACAGGGGUGCGGAGUUCCAGCGUGUCUCCCAGCAGAUGUGGAAGGCUAAGUUGCUGCGUCAGGAGCAGAGCUAAAAGGCUAACAUCUGAGAAGCAGAGAGGACGACAACAUGCCUCCCUGACCACCGCCAUCCCUAUUUGCAUACAACCUUCAGGAUAUCCCCUCGGUGAAGAUGUAGUCCAACUGGUUGCCUUGGAGAUGUUUCUAAACAGGGCUUCCUCUUGGUGCCGUCCCCGUGCCCUGUUGCUGUGGACUCUGUGGGUUCUACUCCUCCCCUCAACUGUCACCCUGACCACAGGCCCCGGCAACAGCACCCUGCUCUUUGACAGCACCGACAACAGCAAGAGCCUGCGGAACUGCAGCUGCUCCGCCCACAUCCAGGACUGUGACGAGGCGCUGGCCAACCUGCUGUGCAGCUGCCACACUGUGCUGCGCUCCAAGCUGACCCCCGGUGGCCUGAGGGAGCAGGGCGGACUGACUGUGUGGCUCAGAGAGCCCUGGGUUCUCACAGAGCUGCUGAAUGGCAGUGUGGUGCUCGACCUCCGCCUGUCGUUCUGUGGCACUGGCACCCUGGCCAUCCCCAACCAGUACCUGGCCCUGUUUGGCCUCCGUAGGCUGAGGGUCCACAGUGCUGCCCAGGACGCUCCACACCUGGAGCAGGUCCUCACCAUCUCCUCUAGUAGGGAUAUGGAGGGGAUGGGGUACCUCUCCUCUACUGACCCCGCCUCCCCCUCCUCCGUUCUCCAUGUAUCCAUCCUGGAUGUGUCAGUGCUAAAUGGGUUGUCGUCCCUGAAGGCCUACAGUGUGAGUGCCACUCCCAUGUCCACCCUCUUCCAAUACUUCCCCCACCUGCCCCUACACCCCUCCACCGCCCUGGAUCAACCCCCGGAGCCCCAACAGGACUGCCUCCUCACCUUCAUAUACUAGACCUGUAGGCUCUGAGCUCAGAGCUAGAUCUGUGGAAACUAGACUGG